Molecule: messenger RNA, 1687 nt
Organism: Larimichthys crocea (large yellow croaker)
Lineage: Eukaryota; Metazoa; Chordata; Actinopteri; Sciaenidae
Exons: 5
Coding region: 174-1367 (397 amino acids)
Biological process (GO): peptidyl-tyrosine dephosphorylation; negative regulation of MAPK cascade
Cellular component (GO): cytoplasm
Molecular function (GO): MAP kinase tyrosine/serine/threonine phosphatase activity; protein tyrosine/threonine phosphatase activity; MAP kinase tyrosine phosphatase activity
Source: RefSeq, a predicted model, not a curated record
AAUCGAGAUCUGUUGUUGGAAAGAGGAUGAGCUCAUCGUUUCGACGCCAGUUUGAGAGAGCACGGUGUGCACGGAGCACGCAGUAGCAGCAGAGGACACUUUGACCAGAACGAGUGUGCAAAGCUCGGAGUGAGUGACGGAGGACGAGGACUUUAAACAGGGACACUUCCAGUAUGGUAUGGUCCCGGGAGAGAGAGGCGGAGCGGCCUCCGCUGUCUGUCAUCAUGCCGCGGCUCUACCUCGGAGCGGAGAGCGACGUGACGCAGGACCGGCUGGCCUCUCUGGGUAUUUCCUACGUGUUGAGUGUGAGCCGCUGUAGCCCCCAGCCCUCCUUUCUGCCCUGCUCCAGAUAUCUUCGCAUCCCUAUUGAUGACUCCCUGUGGGACGACCUGCUGCCCUGGAUCCCACAGGCUUUGCACUUCAUCGAUGCAGCCAUGUCUUCUGGGGCCUCUGUGUUGGUUCAUUGCGCUGCAGGAAUUUCUCGCUCCCCGGCUCUGGCCGUCGCCUACAUCAUGUACAGCCUGGGUAUGGACUUGGACCAUGCCUACAGGUUUGUGAAAGAGCGUCGGCCCUCCAUAUCCCCAAACUUCAAUUUCCUGGGUCAGCUGCAGCACUUCCAGAGCACUCUGACCCAGAAGGCCUCUGGUGGGGACCUCCUCAUUCAGCAGCUGGAUAAUCGCCCGCCAUCUAUCAAUGACAGUGUUAACCACACUCACAGCAGUCAGAACAUGAAUCAUCAGGCUGACAGUCUCAUCAGUGGCUUAGCGGAGGUCAAACAGGCACACGGAGAGGAUUUCUACCACGGAAAGGAUACACUGCAGAGACACUCACCUUCAGGUGAAAGAGGCAACGGGUCAGGGAAACUCCGGACUCUUCAUCUCAACCUCAGUCAAAACCAGCAGCAACUCCAGGUGCCAUGUGAGGUAUCGCCUCCAAGGCUCUGUGAACCAGCAGCAAAGCCCACACACCUACAACUCCCAGCAGGCUCUGCUUCUGUACUAGAGAAACGCAAAAACCUGAGCCUCUCUUUGAUCCCUUUGGGAAUCUGCCCUACCUCCCCUUCAAGCAGCAGCCAGCAAGCAAGGUGCAGCAAGUCCAAAACUGUCCACGAUAGGGAGAUGAGAGAGUGGCCUGAGGCAAAGACACAGAAUAACAGUUGCUUCUACAGGCAGGCAGAGGACACCAACGGGGACCAGAGCCUCCCCCACAGCAAGUGCAGCCAAGCUGAAGUGAAGGAGCAGGGCCUGCUGUCACCGUUCAGCUUCACCCUCAACAAGCUGCUGGACUGGGGGGAGAGGGUGCUGCUGGGAGGGGUGUUUGUCCACCCUGUAAGGAUGGGACAGCCUGCACUGCUGUCCAGGUGCUGAGAGUGCUGGAUGGGGGUGCAGGAGCCACUGUCCUUUCUGUUUAUAUCUGUGCAUGUUUGUCAAGAGGAACCAACCCACACGCAUGAUGCAUACACCCACAUGGGAGGUCUAACAGAACCUUUGUCUCUCAUUCAUUCAUUCAUUCAUUCAUUCAUUCAUUUAUUUAUUUAUUUAUUUAUUGCAGAGCUGAAUAUAAUGUAAUAAUACUGAACAAAACUUGGUCACCUUAUCUUGUCAUUUGUACACGUAAGACAGAAACCUUUAGCAUAAAUUGUCUUGAGAUGCAUUUACUGAUGAUUAAAGACGACAUUUCAACCUUU